This is a messenger RNA of Dichomitus squalens LYAD-421 SS1, 499 nucleotides long. RefSeq lists its product as uncharacterized. The transcript has 3 exons. The record is from RefSeq and is a predicted model, not a curated record. Lineage: Eukaryota; Fungi; Basidiomycota; Agaricomycetes; Polyporales; Polyporaceae. Bases 163 to 456 code for a protein of 97 amino acids.
GUUGACGGUCCGGAACAGGCGGAUGGGUACCGAAACCGUGCAGGAGUCAAAGACGUCUUGGGUUGGUACGUUCGAGAGCGAUUGAGGUUGAGAGGUCGGUGUUUUCAAGAGUGAUUUCUCGCACCACUAUAAGUCAACCCCGCCAUCGCCCUUUCGAUUGGCAUGGUACCAACGCCCCUAGUCGAAACUCCAUCCCACCAUCAUUGCGGAUUGACGAAGACUAGUCUGGUCCGGUGCAGGGGGACGAGAAUUGCUCUCGAGCCUGAUCAUAUUGUGCGGGGUCAUGAAAACGGGAUCCUCCUUCGUAGCUUGACGUUUGAUCAGGUUAUGACAAUGCAGUGUGCCAACAGGCCAUUUGAACUUGCCUCUUCCCCCAAAUUCAUGGCCCUCGCCGACCGCCAAGUCCGGCCCAAAAGAAAACCAGUCGCGUCGUCGCGCAUACAAGCAAUGCCAUAGUACGACAGUCGUUACAAGUAUGCAAGACCCACCUACCGGCGAC